Molecule: messenger RNA, 2125 nt
Organism: Ectocarpus siliculosus
Lineage: Eukaryota; Phaeophyceae; Ectocarpales; Ectocarpaceae
Source: the annotation of a GenBank genome assembly
CAUCCUACAACAAGCAUACUUGUAGAGCAGGCUGAUUUUCUGGAGGAUGCCUCGGCUAGGAGAUGACCAGAAUAUGGCCACGGCCUACCCCGACCGAGUGAGCACGAACCUGCGAGGGAGCUGGAUGAGGCAGCUCGCGAUGACGGUGGUGGGCACUCUCUUGUUGUACAACGUGUUUUUCAAAGACUACAAGAAUGAGACGAAGACGGGCAUGUCCAAUAGGGGCAUCGCGGGCGACAUCGAGACCAUCAUCCCUAAGACCAGGGCUGAGAUAAUCAAGGAAGCAAAAGAGAACAAGAAGACGAUGAAGGAAAAGAACGAGGCCCUGCACUACCAGGUGGGCAACCUGACCAACGCCGUGAUCGAGCUCCAGGAGGUGCUGGUCGAGACCAACGGGGUCACCAUCCAACACCCGGUGACCCUACCCGAGCCGGAGGAGGGGGAAGGAGAAGACGGCGGCGGCGGCGGCGGCGGCGGCGGCGAGAACAACGCCGUCGAAGGCGUUCGCGCCUCGCAGGACGGAGACGAGGGGGAAGAUGGGAAUCACCCUAAGGCGAUGCUAAGGGGGGCGGAAACGGGGCAAGAGGACAACUACGGGGGGGGUACCGGCGAUGCUGCCGACGAACCAAAGAAUGGCGGUGGCGGCGGUGGUGGAGCAGGCGGUCGGCGGUUGUCGUCACCGCUGCCGAAGACGAAGAGUGAGGCACAUGGACGGCGGCCGGCGGCGGCAGGCGGCGGCGACGGAUCCCGCUCCCGGCAGCGGUUGAGGCGACAGCAGCAGCGCCGCAGUCGCCGCGAGGAGUCGAGUCAUCAUCCAGGAGAAGGGGAUCCCGCGAGAUGAAGGGCGGCACCCGCGGGCGGGACGCGGACGCCGUGACGACGCCAUCAUGAGGCAGGGGGAGCCCGCGAGAUAAAGGGCGGCAGGUCGCGGACACCAUGGCAUCAUCAUGAGGUUUCCUCUUUUCCUCGAGUGGGUGGAAUGGAAUAUUAAUAGAGACUUCUUUCAUCACCGCACACACGUCUGUGUGUGAGACAUCCCGGUGAGUGGGAAUUCGCGGAGGCGGCCGCGCGUCUUGGUGAUGUUUUGGCAGGUGGGGGUUAGCGGAGUCAAAUCGCGUUUUGACGUGGUAUGAAACGCCAAGCCCCUCGCCAGGUUCCCGGUAGGGGGGUCACAAGCAGCUCACCUGUAAAGGCGGUGGGGAGGACUCUCUGCUGAGUAGAUGGGGCUGCAGCUGGUGGCCCGUCGGUUCUCUUCCUCUCGAGUUUUUUAAUUGUCUACCUCCGACGCUGUAGUGAGAUAUCCUGGGCUGGCUGUUCGCCACACACAGCGUUGUUACGUGUUUGUGAAGUAUGUGCUUACAUGUGUAGCUUACAAGAAUCACCACAGCUAGCAUUCGGCGCUGUUUUCAUGUUGCGCUGGUGCUGGUGGUGUUGUCGUAGACGGGGCGCUAUUGCCGUGUCGGUCUCGUCAGUAGUGCGGGGGGUGAUUUUUUUUUUGUUUUUUUGGACGAAAAAUCCCUCGAGUCGUCCCUCAGAGUUGUAAUGUUGACCGCCUGUCAUUUUUCGGUAGUGCCGCGCCUGUUGAGCUCGGGGAUGCAAGACGGCGGCAGCGGCAAAACAUGUACCAUGUAGAUUCGGUUAUCCUCUGGUGAUGGGAGGGAAAUUUUAAAGUUGUGUCUCUGUCUCUUCCCACUGCCCGACCUCUGUAAACGUAGUACAUGGUCAUGGCGGUGGUGUCGUUUUUCAACCCGUUACAAUUGUGGUGGCCUUCCGCGUUACUCUAUCCUUCAAACAAUCCACGGGUCUCGAGACCCUCUCCCUUUCUCGAAGUCGAUGCUCGUGUUUGUGUGCCGUAUGUCCGUACGGUACGAAGCAACACGCUUAAAUAGAUUCCAUGUACCCUCGACGAGGGCGGGCGGGUAGAUAGACACACCGUACGGUUACAUAUUGGUCGCGUGUUCUGUGGUUGUCGUGUUCUGACUGGGAUCUUACGUACGUGGUAUGUAUUUGCCUCAUCGGUCAACUUUUUUGAUCUGGCGGUUCUGUUAGAAUAUUUAGUUUCUUUUGUUGAUUUCAAGGACCCCAAGUUCCCGGGCAAUGACAAAUCUGGUACGUACCGGAGGCG